GUGCAGUGCAAGAGUCACUCACACACACACAUCCACGCACACCUCCACGCACUACGAGAGAACUCCGCGCUUUGCAGGAUGGUUUGCAAGUAGGAGAGGAUUAAAAAAAGGCCAACACGAAGGGUCCGCACACAGGUGAGGCGAGAGCCAGGACCCGCCUGUCCAUCGGACGCGUUAACGUGCCUUGCUGCUGGACACCCUCGCCAACGACAAAAAGUUCCUCAGUACAAAUGAGGUUUCUUUGAGAGGAGAACCAAAGAAAAAGGGAAACUGAGAAGAAAAAGUGGGGGAGGACAAAAAAAGCGAGCGCACCCUGCCUGCUAUUUUGGCUGUAUUGUGGGCAGGGAGUGUCUCGUUUGGGAGUGACAGAAAAAGGACUUCCCUUUGCCGCCGCUCGCCUGACUGUGUAAAUACUGGAUAUCAAUUAGCCUAAAGCUCUAAGAUUACACUAAAAAGAGACUGCAGAAAGUUUACACCCAAACCAAACUUGUGGUUUCCUGAACUGCUAUACCUCUUCUCGCAGCUCUAAAAUCUUCCUCGAAAUGGAAUGAAGCUUUUUCUAAACUCUCAUUAGCGUUGAAAGCGACACGGGACCGACAACGGCACCCUGUAGAACGGCAGAAGAACAUCAAGCUUUGAUGUUUGUUCCAUUCUGUUGAAUCAGCAUGAAGCCGUUAACCCCAAUUGGAUCCCCGUCCCCUCUAAGGCUGCUUAACAAGGGCCCCGACUACCUGCGCCGGCAGAUUGACGGCGGAAGCCACGGACGCUCCGGUAGCGCCGUGGAAAGGCUGGAAGCAGACAAAGCCAAAUAUGUCAAGAGCCAACAGGUUAUCAACACCAAACAAGAGUCCGUGCUGGUCCCGUGCACCACCCCACCGCCGCUUCCUCGAAGAGCCUUUGCCAUACCCGGCAGUUUCAGCCCUCAGCUUCCCCCGCGCCGGUUAUCCAGUACCCCCUUCUCCACUCUGUCCAGAUCCUUCGACUCCAGAGAUGAGAAUGAAAACGACGACUCCAGAAAAGAGAACCGACGGACUUCCAUUGACGUUGAGGCUCACAACAGGAACAACGCAAACAACGGGAAGCCACCUAGUCCCAGGACACCGGGACUCCAGACCUUGGUGGCACCGCACAGUGCCCCCGUGCUUCGAAGGAGCACAGGCAAACGUAUGCUGAGGCCCGACUCGCUCCUCAUUUACCGCCAGAAGAAAGAGUGCAAGAGCCCCAAUGGUUCCGGUCUUGGGGAAAACACCAGCAUGGAACUGAAGGGCUACAGUUUCGUCCGUCGCCUCUUCCAGGGCUCUAUGAGGGAAAAGAGCAAUGGGGGAGACGGAAAUAUUCACAAGAUGGUCAUUGGUGAGGAGAAAACACCCUCACGAGAUGGUGACUCUCGCAUGUCAUGGACUAACGAUAAGAUAACAGAUGGUGGACCAGAGAGCAGGAGGUCCAGUAAGACAGACCAAGAGCAUAGUCCAGAGCCUAUGCCCAGUCCAGAGUUAAGCUUUACUAAUGAUGAGACCAGUGAUAGAUUUACCAAAAGUACCACUGAUGCAGACAACAAUCACUCAAGUCAACACAACGAUGAAAAUGACCCAUGGAGACGGGCGUCGCCACCGCCAGCACGCAGGACUAAGCUGCAUGGCUCCAAAUCAGAACUCCGCUGCUCCGUGGCCUCAUCGGAUCAGGAACAUUUCUUUGACUUUUGCGGCCUGGAUUUGGACAUGAUAGACCGCCUGGGCAGGCAGAAUUUCCUCUCCGGUGCCAGCUCCAUAGACACCCUCUCGCUGGCGCUGCGCAGCGUCACCGGUGACGAAGGCGGCGGCUCAGAAGCCAGCGAGUUCUCCCGACACUCUGGUGACGGGUUGUUCGAGGACGAGCUGGCCGAGCAGCCCCCCACUGGCGUUUCCAUCAUCGAGAGGAAUGCUCGGGUGAUCAAGUGGCUCUAUGGAUGUAAGAACGCUGCUCGAGAAGGACCCAAAGAGUCGACGGUUUGAUUCAGCGGGAAGAGAACAGUAUUGCAGAGUCUGGGAAUUGAGUUUUCUUUGACUGUUGCUCAUGGAAAAAACAAAGACUUCUUGCAGUUAACAAUUGUCAAACUAUUUAUGCAUACUAAUCUGUAAAUGUACAGAAUGGACAGUGGCGUCCUCUCUAUGAGCAGAACUGGAUUCUGAACUGGUUUCUAGGGGCACAUAACUAUAUAAGUGUAUGCUAGUCAUGACACCGCAGACACAGAUCGAUUCAAAGUGGAAGAACCACUAAGCUAUUUUUAUCUAAACUGGAAAACUGUGUGAAGUGAACCGUGUGUACCUCAAUCGGAAAAUGCCCCAGUUGAGUUUGUGUGUUGCCAUUUUUUUAUAUAUAUAUUUUUAACUCUUUAAACGCAGGCGUUGGAAUAAACAAGUGGGGCACCCCAGUGGGGUUGUUAAUGCACUGGAGUGGACACCGAGAGAAGAGAUGUACGGUAGCUUUGAUAGCUUGCUUUUGUGUACACUAUCCAACAUUUGUUUGCGUAAAGUCAUGGACCACAAACGCUGUGUUGCUUCUUCACAGUUGUACUUGCUGUAAACGAUUAACAACAUUUGAGUCAAACUUGUAAAAGAUGCAGGGGCUUACAGUAUAUUAUACACUAAAGAGCAACAAUAGCUAAAUGUAAAAGAUGCAGGACUGCAGCUGCUGUUCCCUGAUCAGAUGCACGUGGCGGUAAAACCAAAAGCUUCACAUCUUUUUCCACCACAGAUCCUACCUCACUUCAAUCCAUCCAUCACUGACUCAUCACUAUCUCCACCAAAGGUCACUUUUGUAGAACAGCGCUGAAAUCCAAACUGGGGGUCUUCCCAGCUAUGCAGGGGUUAGACUGAGAGUCUCACUUGUGACCAUCACUGAACCCGGGAUCAGAAAAUAGAAAAUAAAAUGACUCGCAGUAGUCUCCAAAUGUUAGAUUUGUUUUAUGUCCCCCUUGGAAAGCACAUGUGCAUUGUUUACUCUGGUAGUUUGUUUGUUUUUAAACACAUGAAUAUGAGACUUGUUAUUCCAAAGAGAUUUGUUUAUGAUGUACACAGCAAAUAAAUGAAAACAUGACAGA
Molecule: messenger RNA, 3079 nt
Organism: Nerophis lumbriciformis (worm pipefish)
Lineage: Eukaryota; Metazoa; Chordata; Actinopteri; Syngnathiformes; Syngnathidae
Gene: fam110d
Product: family with sequence similarity 110 member D
Source: RefSeq, a predicted model, not a curated record